Molecule: messenger RNA, 3109 nt
Organism: Cuculus canorus (common cuckoo)
Lineage: Eukaryota; Metazoa; Chordata; Aves; Cuculiformes; Cuculidae
Gene: TMEM120B
Product: transmembrane protein 120B
Exons: 12
Coding region: 2223-3086 (287 amino acids)
Biological process (GO): fat cell differentiation
Cellular component (GO): nuclear inner membrane
Source: RefSeq, a predicted model, not a curated record
AGCUUCAAAGAGGCUGAUGGUGUAGCAAAGUGACACUGAGCAUCCCCUGGGGUCAGUGUGGUCCAAGCUGUCAGAUGAGAUUGGGGAACAUCCAAAUCUGCAAAGUGCUUUUUAAUCAGCCACGUCUGUGGGGUUUUGAACUUGGGGUUGCCAUGGCAGCUCCAUCUCUGGAGCAGCAGUGUGAGAUGGGGAAUUCAGAGCUGUGGGGCAUCGCAGUUUUAGAGCAGGGACCACACAGAUUGUGACCUCCUUUCCCCUGGCCGUGGCACCCCUGCAGGAAAAUGCAAGUUGCCCUGCAACAACUUAAUUAAGCCUUGUAUAUGAACAUGUAAACCAGAUUUUGUGCAAGAAAGAACCCUGCAAGGGCUCCCCAUGAAUGGGGUUUAAGUGCUGCAAAUGAACAAGUGCUGACCACAAGCAGAGUUGUUGGGAGCGCAAGGGGGAAAAUAGACCCUGGGGUGUCUACAGAAGGCGUAAAGCGGUGGCAGCACAGUCUGCGGGUGGGCAGCGCGAUUUCCACCGGCAAACUGGGCAAUCGCAGCCGCAGCGCUUUAAAACUUGUCUACUUGAGUAUGGAGACAACUCUGACAUCUCUGAGCAAAUUCUGAUGUCUCUGCCAGGAGCUCUUCAACUCGGGGCAAAAGUACCGUCCCUGGUGCGUGGGUCCGUUGGUUUUCAGCUGUGGCCAGAGCUGACCCCGCGGGCAGGUGUUUGGCCUGUGGGUUAGACUGGUUAAUAUAAAGGAGCUGAACUCCUUGUGCUGCUGGUGGCUUCCCUUUGUGAGCGAUCGCUUCUCUUGAUAAAUAAAUAACUUCACUACUAGCAAAUGUUAUGUUCUUCUAAAUACCGGUGUCAUUUUGAAAUUGCUAUUCCGAUGGGUUUGGCUAACCGUGGGAUUUACCAGCUCUCGGCUCUCCUGUUUGUGUUUCCCAUAAAUACUUUUUUUUUUACGAAGAGCUUCUUAUACCCUUUGAAGCAGCCUUUUAAAAGAUGCUGCAGCAUGACAUCUGGAGAAGCAGAAUGAGUUACUGUGCAGUCCAGCGAGCCCUGAAGUCCUGCCCGUGCUUAGCAAAGCCAAACCAUUCCUGAAAUGAUGAGAGCUGCAGUGUCUGGACAUGGUUAGUUUAGUUAUUAAGGUUUUUUAAAUCUGGAUACUCGAUACUGGAGCUCGUUUGGAAUUGCUCUUGUAAAUAACGAACAGCUAUCAGCGGGAUCCUAAGGAAGAGGAAAGCAAAGAUUGCUUUGUAUAGUUUUAACACCAUAUUUACGCUCUGAGAAAACCAGUGGUAGUUUUUUUGUGGUCAUUGAUGUGGUGGUAGAUUAAGCAGUUGUGCAAAUAGCCAUGUAACCCAUGCCUUCUCUCCUCGGCACUAACUCUACAAACUCUGUUUUCCAAGUUAUUAUGGGUCUUGAAAGAAAAUUUUCACUGAGGGCACUUGUUGGCAUCUGCUUAGCUCUUCCCGGGGUCUCCCUGCACUGGGGACGGUGGGGAAAUCACUGCCAAAGGGUGGAAAAGCAGAGCACGAUUAUUCCCCAGCAGAAGAAGAAGGGGUGUGAGAGCAGAGACGCCUCUCCAUGGGCUUGUCACUGGUUAGGCAUCCUCAUCACACCAGGUAAACACUAACUCAGGUCUUCAGAAGGUCAACAAGCUGUGAUAAAGAAGUUCCUUUCAAGGAGCAUCUCAUACCAUAGGGAGGGGUGAGUUAAGCUCUUCAUGGAUUGUUUGAACAUACCUGGGGUCCUGAGGAGGCAGUGAUGGCCAGGAGGCAUCUACACCCCGAGGUGUGGGUCUGUGGCUGAUGGUGUGGGUUUUUUUCCCUUCUUUGUCCUCAUCUUUCUUCUUUUUUUCCCCAGAUUUAAUCUGGCUGUGAAAUCUGGAGUUCCUGCUCUGUGCUUUAUGACGAGGACAGAUUGGGAUCAACAAAGGAUUAGUGCUUCAUUACAGGGUGGGAUGGGAUUGAGCAGCUCUUGAGUGGAAAAGCUUGUUAGAAAGAGGAAAUCAGAUGGGUGAGGAGGAUGCUCUUUGUUUUGCAGGAAUUUCGUCAAUGUCAUUUUAAGCCCUGUUGGGUCUGUGGUGGUUUGACAUCGCCCCUCCUUGCUUGUUUGCAGGAUGCCUGUUGACUGCCUAGAAAAAGGAAACGCAUAAAGUUUACAGGCAGAAACUGGAGGAAGUCACCAGCUUGCAGACAGCCUGCAGCACCUCCAUACAUCGCCAGAAGAAGAUGCUAAGGGAUCUGAAGCACAGCCUGCAACGGUGCAAGCCCAGAGCGAGUCCUGAAGAGUUUGCUCUCAUUCAGGAGAUCAGCACCCAAAUCAAGGAGAGGCAAAAUGCCUUCUUCGACAUGGAAGCCUAUUUGCCAAAGAAGAACGGCCUAUACUUGAACCUGGUGCUGGGAAACGUGAAUGUAACUCUCUUGAGUAACCAAGCAAAGUUUGCCUACAAGGAUGAGUAUGAGAAAUUCAAACUUUAUCUGACAAUAAUCUUGUUACUUGGGGCGGUCACGUGCAGGUUUAUUCUCCACUACAGGGUGACAGAUGAAGUGUUUAACUUUCUGUUAGUGUGGUAUUACUGCACACUGACGAUACGGGAAAGCAUUCUCAUUAGCAAUGGAUCAAGGAUCAAAGGCUGGUGGGUGUCUCAUCACUACGUCUCCACAUUCCUGUCUGGAGUAAUGUUAACGUGGCCAGAUGGACUCAUGUAUCAAAUGUUUCGCAGUCAAUUUUUAGCCUUUUCAAUAUUUCAGAGUUGCGUUCAGUUCCUACAAUAUUAUUACCAAAGGGGCUGCCUUUACAGACUCCGUGCUUUGGGGGAGAGAAAUCACUUGGACCUUACAGUAGAAGGAUUUCAGUCCUGGAUGUGGCGGGGGCUGACGUUUCUCCUUCCCUUCUUGUUCUUUGGGCAUUUCUGGCAGCUGUAUAAUGCAAUCACACUUUUCGGAUUGUCGAGGCAUAAGGAGUGCAAAGAAUGGCAGGUUUUUGUGUUGGCGUUUACAUUUCUGCUGCUCUUCCUUGGAAACUUCCUCACUACUCUCAAAGUGGUGCACACUAAACUCCAGAAGAACAAAGACAAAAUGAAGAAGCUGUGAACCCCCUUCCCUGGCAUGCUGGC